Gymnodraco acuticeps is the source of this 1568-nucleotide messenger RNA. RefSeq names its product neurofilament light polypeptide-like. Lineage: Eukaryota; Metazoa; Chordata; Actinopteri; Perciformes; Bathydraconidae. The record is from RefSeq and is a predicted model, not a curated record. Gene Ontology annotation, molecular function: structural constituent of postsynaptic intermediate filament cytoskeleton. Gene Ontology annotation, cellular component: postsynaptic intermediate filament cytoskeleton; intermediate filament; cytoplasm. Gene Ontology annotation, biological process: neurofilament bundle assembly. The coding region runs from base 469 to 1077 and encodes 202 amino acids. The transcript has 3 exons.
AGAGACAUAACAACAAAAACAAAGUUAUUUCUGACUGGUAUACAGAUCAUUACAACUUACACAUUUAUUUAUUUUCAAUUCAAAAUAACUUAAAUCCAUUCAUUGAUUCUUGAAUUGACCCUUUCAUGUCUAGAAACUAAUUUAAAUAGCAAUUUAUUCAUUUUCUUGCCACAUCAAAGGUCAAACAUUUGUCCGACAGCCUUACGAGAGGACAUUGCACAUGUGGGUGCUUUAAUGUGAAGAUCCUUGUAAUACAUUGGAUAUGUUCUAAUAUAUUCAUAUGCGAGUGGCCGUUAUUGUACAGUGGAUAUAGCUUUACUGGUAAGUGUUAACAUUUCUACUUGCACAAGCUUUCGUUGUAGAAUCCUGACUCUUGUAGUUGCAAAGCCACGUGGGAAUUGUGGUUUUUCUGUUCAUUUGCUGAGACGCAGUGAAGCAUCGGUGUGGCAGAGGGGCACCAAACAGGAGAUGGCACGCUACAUGAAGGAUUACCAGGACCUGCUGAAUGUCAAGAUGGCUCUGGACAUUGAGAUUGCUGCAUACAGGAAGCUUCUGGAAGGGGAUGAGUCUCGCUUCAGUGGGGGCGUGUCCUCUCUGUACAGCCACAGUUUCUCAGCACCCUCCUACUCCCGGCCCCUCCUCUCCAGCGUGCGCUCCGGCACCUCCUACAUGAUGACAUCACGCCUGCUCAGCUCCAGCCUCAGCACCACCGAGGGAAUCAUCUUCGCCAGCCACGCCCAGCAACCAGAGGCCAGCCCACCUGGGGAGGAAGAGGAGGUGAAGGAGGAAGAGGGAGGAGAAGUGACAGAGGAGACCAAGGAGGAAGAAGAGAAGAAGGAUGAAGAGGGAGGAGAGGAGGAGGGAGAUAAGGAGAAAGAAGAUGAAGAAGGGGCUAAGGGAGAUGAACAGGCAGAGGGUGGUGAUGAGGAAGAGCAAAAGGAAGAGGUGACAGAGGCAGCUGAAGAUGACGGGGAAAAAGAGGACAAGGAAGAAGGACAGGAAGCUGAGGUCAAGGAGGAAGCACAAGAGGAGGUAAAAACAGAAGCAGAGGACAAAGAUGGGGACGCAAAAGAAUAAGAGAAAGACAAGAAGGAAGAGGUGAAGAAAAGUGAACAGAAGGAAGAUAAAGUGGACGCCAAGAAAGACGCCAAGAAAGAGGACAAGAAAGACGACAAAGCCGACGACAAAGAUGACAAAGCUGCUCCAAAAAUAGAUGACAAACCUGACGCCAAAAAGGAGAAAGAGGCCAAAUCCGAAGCUGCCGAAGAAAAAAGCACAAAGGGUAAAAAGUAAGCCAGUAGCCUCAGCAAACUUCAAUCAAGACCUUCCUUUAGCUUGACAACCAGUAGAGGCAUCUAUGCUAUGCUCUCCAGUCUGCUUUUGGUGCCCAAUAAAACAGUCUGAUAGCCAUUUACAGCAUUAAAUCAAGGUAAACUGCUUGCCAAAAUCCAGAGUAUUCCAUAAUGGUCUGUGUCUCACACUUCCUGAUGAGUCUUAUAUGUGUAAUUGCUGAUUGCCAAAGUGAGCGUGUACGUUUUUGGUGUUUAAAUAAACACCUCUUAAAGCCA